Messenger RNA from Phascolarctos cinereus (koala), 3539 nucleotides. The record is from RefSeq and is a predicted model, not a curated record. NCBI's taxonomy places the organism in Eukaryota, Metazoa, Chordata, Mammalia, Diprotodontia, Phascolarctidae.
GCUAGGAAGUGUCUGAGGCCCGAUUUGAACUCAGGAUGAUGAGUCUUCCUGACUCUAGGCCAGGUGCUCUACGCCCUAUGGUGCUAACCUAGGCUCCUACCAGAGCUCUAUGGUUCUUCCUUGUCGCCGGCCAUCUUCCCAUCUGCCAAAAUCCAAGCCCAUUAAGUGCCACUGGCAGACCACAACUGAGGGCCCAGAAACCCACAGGGUGUAUCCUACUGCCCCCCACCAACCAUCAAUUAAUAUUAAUGAGGGGUGGAACCCCGACUGGAGCAUGUCCAGAAGUAGGGCAGCUGACCACAGGUCCAUGAGCAGCCACCAUUCCUUAGUGAUCCUUCUGAGCUCCUCCCCAGGUCCCCCAGAGGUGCCUGGAGAUCCCUGGGAGGUAGGCCCCGCCCUCUCCUCAACCUCAAGCUUUAAAGGGCCUCCCCACCCCCCCAGGCCCCAGAGCAUCCCCAAUGGCCGUUCAGAGGGUGACCAUCCAACUGGUGGAGGAGGAAGAUGGAGACUUUGGCAGUCCUAUCUGCUUCCGUGGGCAGUGUUACCACUCCCUCCAGGAGAGCUGCCUGCAGGCAGGGGCCCUUUUCCUGGACCCCUGCUUCCCUGCUGGGCCACCUGCUCUGGGGUAUGACCAGUUGGGGCCCAACUCAGAGAAGGCCAAGGGCGUGGAGUGGCUGAGACCUCAUGAGUUUUGUCAGAAUCCCCAGUUCAUCUGCGAAGACAUGGAUCGGACUGAUGUGUGUCAGGGCAGCCUGGGUAACUGCUGGUUCCUGGCUGCAGCGGCCUCCCUCACUCUGUACCCUCGCCUCCUCUAUCGGGUGGUGCCCCCCAGGCAGAGCUUCCAGUGGGGCUAUGCUGGAAUCUUCCACUUCCAGCUAUGGCAGUUCGGUCACUGGGUGGACGUGGUGGUGGAUGACAGGCUGCCCGUGCGGGAUGGGAAGCUGCUUUUCGUCAGGUCGGCCCAGAGAGCUGAGUUCUGGGCCCCACUGCUCGAGAAGGCCUAUGCCAAGGGAGGGGGGUUGCCUUGGUUUUCCCACAGGCUCCAUGGCUCCUAUGAGGUGAUGCGAGGCGGUCACAUGAAUGAGGCCUUUGUGGACUUCACAGGCGGUGUGGGGGAGGUCCUGUACCUACAACCAGACACUCCUGUUCUCUUCUCUGCCAUCCGGCAUGCCCUGGCCAAGGAAUCACUUGUGGGGGCCACUGCCCUGAGUGACCGGGGUGAGUACAAGACGGAGGAAGGGCUGGUGAAAGGUCAUGCAUACUCCAUCACAGGGACCCACAAGAUGUCCCUGGAAUUCACCAAAGUCAAACUCUUACGACUUCGAAACCCAUGGGGCCGCGUGGAAUGGAGUGGGGCAUGGAGUGACAGCUGCCCCCGAUGGGCUGCUCUCCCUGAAGAAUGGCGCGAUGCUCUGCUGGUGAAGAAGGAGGAUGGAGAAUUCUGGAUGGAGCUGGGUGACUUCCUGAAGCACUUUGACACUGUCCAGAUCUGUUCAUUGAGCCCUGAGGUGCUGGGGCCUCAGCCCAAGGGGGGCGGCUGGCACGUCCACACCUUCCAAGGCCGCUGGGUGCGAGGCUUCAAUGCUGGUGGGGGCCAGCCAGGCAGCGGUGAGGCCCCGAGUGUAUGGGGAGGGGGGGAUGGCCCAUGGGACAGAGGAGGGCAGUCCGGGCUGGGAGAGACCAAGAGGCCGACCUCUCCCUUUCCCCCUGAAACAGAGACCUUUUGGACAAACCCCCAGUUCCAGCUGACGCUUCAGGACCCGGAUGAGGAAGAAGCAGAGGACGAUGAGGGGGGGCUGGGCGGUGGCUGGGGGACUCUAGGGGCCCGGUCUGGAAGGGGUGGCCGGCAUCCCAAGUGCACCGUGCUGCUCUCCCUGGUCCAGAGGAAUCGGAGGCGGCUUCGAGCCCGGGGCGUCACCUACCUCGCUGUUGGCUUUCACGUUUUCAGGAUUCCUGAAGAGCUCUUAGGCCUGCAGGACUCCCCCCGGCGCCGGGAGCUCCUGGCCGGCCUUCUCCGGGCCGACCGGUCCCCAUUCAGCGUCCGCCGAGACGUCAGCCGCCGCUGCCGCCUGGCGCCAGGACAUUACUUGGUCGUACCGAGCACCGCCCAUGCCGGAGAGGAGUCUGACUUCACGCUCCGCAUCUUCACAGAGCGCCAGCAUGCCGCCACGGAAAUAGACAACGCCGUCAGCGCCGACCUGCAGGUGCUCACGACUCCCUCUGUACCACUGGAGUUUGAAAUGGAACAGCUGUUUCAAGAACUGGCUGGAGAGGAAGAAGAGAUGGGUGCUGACCAGCUGCAGACAUUACUCAGCAUAGCUCUAGAGCCUGGAGAUCGGGCCAGCCCCUGGACUCACCCACCUGGAGAGAUCGGGCUCCGGACGUGCGAACAUCUGAUACACUGUUUCGGACAAGGAGGGCACUGUUUGACACUGUCAGAGUUUCAGCAGCUGUGGUAUCGAUUUCAAGGGUGGCAGGCCACAUUCAACAAGUUUGAUGCUGACAAAUCCGGGACCAUGAAUUCUCAUGAGCUGAGGCUGGCACUCAAUUCAGCAGGCUUCCAGCUUAACAACCAGCUGACCCAGCUGCUCACCAGCCGAUACCGUGACAGUCACCUUCGGGUUGACUUGGACCGCUUUGUGUCCUGUGUGGCCCAGCUCACCUGCCUCUUCCGUCACUGCAGCCAGCAUCUCAGUGACGGGGAAGGGCUCCUCUACAUGACUAAGAGACAGUGGAUGCAACUGGCCACUUUUUCCUAGAACCUUUUCUUCUUGGAAGGGGACAAAGCACAGUGAGAGAGGGGCCACGGCCUCCUUCGAGAAUGGGAACCCAAAAGGAAUGCCCCAGAUUUGGACUUCCUCUCCCUUGUCAAAAGGACAACCAGGCAGGGAGGGAGUGGGAGGGCAGGCUGUAGCCAACAGUGUUACCCCGGACAAGUGUCCAGCCUUGGGGACUUUCUGAAAUGCCCCAAGCUCUAUGUGGCAAAGACACCGAGCUCUUGGUGAGCUGGCUCUAAUUAAUUUUCCUUUCCUUACAAACAUUUCGGCCUCUGACCUGGAGUCUAAAACACUAAAUAAACAGAAAAGAGAGACAGAAGUAGAGUGCAUUUGGGAAAUUGUUCUUAAAAAUAUUACACAUUUUAUUGUCCUGUUGGUUUUUCCAGAAAAAAAUUAAUGAGAAUGAACGCCCAAAAUAGAAAGAACAAAACCACAAACAGAAGCAGCCAGCCCAGCCUUUUUCUCCCCUAAGCCAGGCCCCCAGACCCUCCCAUCAGGGGGAAUCCCCAAAGACUAGUCCCUGACAAAAGACAACGAAGAGGGAAAACAAUAAAGGGGUGAGGGAAGGGGAGAAGGGAAGGGCAGAGGGGAGUUAGGAUAAUCAGCUGAUAGCUUAAUUACAAGACCAAGAAAGACGGCAAAUAUAUGUUGCUAGGUGAAUAUAUAUUUAUAUAAUAAAUCCGUAAGUUAAUAAAGUAAAUAGUAACUCUCUGAAAGUUUUUAAUUAUUUUAAAAGGUUUUUUUUGUGGGGGUUUAAUUUUU